AUGGACCUCUUUGUGGUUCGCCAAAACUGGAUAUUUUGGGUUUUGUUUCUAGUCUCGUCUGCCCAUGCCCUGAGUGUUUCUGGCAACGGUGUUCAGUACCUGGGUACUCAAAACAAAACCUCGGGAGUCAAUUCCUUUAGAGGCAUCAGAUAUGCUCAAGCUCCCGUCGGGAACUUGCGAUGGAAAGCGCCUGUGCCCGUGACGUACAAAAGAGCUUCAAAAAAGACAGUCAUCAAAGCUACCUUGCCAGGUCCAGCAUGCUACCAAAGCACACCGGGUUGGCGCGUUGAUACAAGUUUUGCGCUCAUCCAGGAUGAGGACUGUCUGCUGCUUGACAUCCAGACACCAAGUAACCCAACAUCGGAUAAGCUGCCUGUUUUGGUGCUUAUACAUGGUGGAGGCUACGUGGCUGGCAGCACGCAAUUUACUUCAGGCGACAGCCUCGUACACCAGGCGAACGGGUCCAUGAUCUAUGUUUCCGUCCAGUAUCGCCUCGGGGCGCUUGGGUUCCUCGCUGGAGACGACAUCGAUCAAGACGGGACAUCAAAUGUUGGUCUUCUUGACCAACGCGCAGCUCUAGAAUGGGUUCGCUCUAACAUUCGUUAUUUUGGUGGCGACCCUUCCAAGAUUACCAUCACCGGAAGUAGUGCGGGAGGGAGCUCUGUGACGAUGCAGAUGAUUAUGUACGGUGGCGUUGAACACCCUCCGUUUCACGCGGCCAUUCCAGAGUUCCCAUGGUGGACCCCAAUUUACGACAGCGACUGGGUGAAUAAGCAGUAUGCUGGCUUCCUGGAAGCUGCAAAUUGUACUUCUCUUCUUUGCCUACGAAAACUACCUGCAGCAGACAUCCAGGUUGCGACUCGCGCAUCUACCGUUGCUGCAUAUCUUACCAAGCAGUAUGCCCAUGGUACCUAUUACUGGGGCCCUGUGAUUGACGGGAACAUUAUCCGAGCAAAUCCUGAAGGAGAGUUCCGUGACGGCCAUUUCACCAAGAUUCCUGUUCUGGUAGAUCGAAACUUCGACGAAGGAUACAUCUUCUCAAACACCUCUGCCACCAGAGAGGAAGAGGUUUUGUCAGAUUUUGCAGCCCUGUGGCACGAUAACAAUGGCCAUUUUGCGGACAUUGCGUGGGGACUCUACCCCGAAUCAAUCUACAAUACCUCGCAUCUUGACGAUCUGCCCGCCUACCAGCUUAUGAAAAAAGCGGGUGGGAUAACAGAUACCAUUACUAACUACUUUAUCAGACGGUCAGCUCUCUUCGGAGACGCGAUGGUCAGUUGCCCGACCACCUACAUCGCUCAGGCAGUAGCCGAUGCUGGGAUGCCUGCCUACAAACUAGUAUUUAACUCUGGAUAUCAAUUUCAUUCAGCAACGGGGUACUUCAUAUAUAGCAACUACACGAAUGCCGAUGGGUCCCGUGAAGCCAGGGGCGCAUUAAUCCCGGGCAACGCUACUUUGGCAACAUUAUUGCGCAAUUCCUUUAUAUCCUUCACCAUCCACCAAGACCCCAACGCGUUGACGGUCGAUGCCAUAUCAGCUCCUUUGUGGCCGAAGUAUGAUUCUGAAACCCCGGAAAUCAUGUAUAUGUCGGACUCGGGGGUUCGAGUAAUGGACGAUCCAGAUGUGUCGCACAGAUGUCACUUCUUAAGAAUGGGCCGUGGAAAUAAUCUCGGUAUUUGGCCACAAUGGUGACUUCCGGGAUGGGCGACUUAGGAAUCCUUCAAAAUAUUGUGCAUCGGAUAUUUUAUGAUUUAUUUGCCACUUCCAUCCAUCUUGGUCCCAGUGGCAUGAACCGAGUGCUGCGAAUAGAUCUCUAUGAAAUAUGCACAAGUAAUCUU
Molecule: messenger RNA, 1838 nt
Organism: Ilyonectria robusta
Lineage: Eukaryota; Fungi; Ascomycota; Sordariomycetes; Hypocreales; Nectriaceae
Product: Alpha/Beta hydrolase protein
Exons: 5
Coding region: 1-1692 (563 amino acids)
Source: RefSeq, a predicted model, not a curated record